AUGUAUGUCGUCAUCUCUGGCGGGGACCUGGUCCUCGUCGUCGGCCCCGAACAACGGUGUAUUCAAGUUUCCGUGGAUCUCCUCCGCACCUCUUCUCCAGUAUUCGAUGACAUGAUAAGCGCUGGCCUUGUCAAGACUCCAGAUGGCGUUCAGGGUACGAUGGAGUUACCCGAUGACAACGCGCUAGCCCUUCUGCACGCUCUCAAGAUCCUUUACGGUGCCGACCCAGUCAUGGGGCAGCUCACGACCAAGGAGAUACAGGAGGUGGCUGUCUUGGUGGACAAAUACAGGAUGGCCCCUCGCUUCCAGUUUAUCGGCACCUUCUGGAUGCGAUCAGUUCCCGUCGAUAACGAGGAAUGCUGGCACUUGAUGACGGCGGCAUUCUGGCUUCGACUUCGCUGCUCCUUCUUUGAAAUGAGCAAGGAGCUUGCCAGGGCAAGGGAUCACAUGCUCUUCAAGUAUGCCAACGAGACGCCGGACAAGGUUCUUGGCCUUCGACUUGGCAUGGCGAUUCAACAGCUCCAGAUCGAAGGAGGAUCGAUGGAGAUGGGUCUCUGCCUCGACUGCUUCCUGAACGCCGACGAGAACCUGAUCGAGCCACGGCCGAACUGCGAUUUCCCGGACCGACAUCUCUAG
Molecule: messenger RNA, 636 nt
Organism: Fusarium keratoplasticum
Lineage: Eukaryota; Fungi; Ascomycota; Sordariomycetes; Hypocreales; Nectriaceae
Exons: 2
Coding region: 1-636 (211 amino acids)
Source: RefSeq, a predicted model, not a curated record